CUCACAGCGCCGCUUUGCCUCCGCUCUUCGCACCUCAUCUCCCUCCUCUCGCAGCUGUCGCUGCCGCUGCCUCUCGACCGCAGCAACCCUCCACACAUCCACCAUGGCCUCGCCGUGGGCGCCUGCGCCGCACCCCGUCGACCACGCCGGCUACGUCGACUACCCCGCCGAGCCCGCGUCGCCCGGCGCACAGCCCUCGUCGCCCGGCCGCCGCGCGCUGGCGUGGUUCAGCGGCAAGGGCAGCAAGGCGAACUCGCGCUCGCGCUCGCGCGACAACGACGCUCGCAGCCGCUCGGCGUCGCCGCGCACCGACGGCCGCACGCCGAGCCCGACGUUUGUCGUGCGCAACGUCACGCGCCAGCCCGGCGGCGUCAGUCUCGACGCCCAGAGCCCGCAGCUGGCCGACUACCAGCAGCAGCAGUCCGAUGGCGCACAGCUUCAGUACAGCCGCUCGCGCAGCCGGCCCGUCGGCGGCGUCAGUCUCGGCGUGCCGCCGGGCGGCCGUGGCGGCGGCACUGGCUACGGAACAGCCACCAGCAGCAACGACGGCCGGCCAGAGGGCAUCGAGCGCGGCCGGACUGGCAGCGCUGAGCGCGGUACCUCGCAACAGCAGCAGCACGUCAGCCCCACACGCACCGGCAGCGGCAAUGCUGGCGGCAUCGCGCGGCCAGCCAGCCCCGGCGCCAUGACCGCAGGCGCGUUCCGCAAUAGCGGCCGCAUCAGCCCCGGCCCCAUGAGCUGGGCGCAGCAGCAGGCGGCCGCCGAGCAGGCGCGCUUCCAGAGCGGCGGUGGUCCGCGUGAGAUGCGACAGCAGGGCGAUCGCAGUCCGGCACGCACGCCAGCAGGCCCCCGCACCGCGCCUGGCGGCUUCUCCAGCAGCCCGUCGCGCAGCCCGCUCUCCAGCUCGCCGCUCGCUCCGCACGUCAGCGCCGUGCAUGCGGGUGGCAGCAGCAGCAGCCAGCCACAGCAUCAGCAGCAGCACUACGCCGUGCCGCGCAACAUCGACAUGCGCAACGGUCCACCUCCAGUGAUCCCGCUCGAUGGCAUGCCCAGUCCGAUCUCCAUUCCGCGCCCGCUCGACUCGCCCGGUCGCUCUCCGCUCGGCACGCCGUCACCGGGCCGCUCGCCUGACGGACGCGCGCAGAACGCCGGCGGCAACAGCCCUGGCAUCGGCGGCGGCGCAGGCCGCUGGAUGAACAAGCUCUUCUCGCGCUCGCCGCGCGCGGCCUCGCCCGCAGACGACACGUACGCCGGUUGGGGUCGUCAGCCGAGUCCGGCGCUCGCGGGCGCGCAGGAUGAGGGUUCCGGACCGACGCCGUACGGUAUUCCCUCUGGCGUCUGGGGCGGCAACCGGCGUGCGCAGCCGAGUGACGACGAGCGCGAGGCGGCACUGCUGCGCGAGCGCAGUCAGCGCGAGGCGGCGCGCAUCGUCGAUGCCGAGCGCCGCGCCAUCAUGGAGCGUCCCACACCUGCGGCCUACGACCCAAACACUGACCGGCCAUUCGUGCCGCGGCAAGCCGUUGAUGAUGAGGACGCCGCUGAUGAAGACGUGGGCUUGGUGCGCGAGACGCGCAGCCCACCUGGACGCAAGCCGGUGCCGCGCUUCCACGAGACGCCCGACGUGGAGGAGCUGCGGCGCAUGAGCCUCACGACGCGCGAGAGCGUCGCGCAGCAGCUUGAUCCGCACGACGCGCUCAGUCGCCUCGAGGGCCGUCUGACGCCUGCACAGCAGAUCAUCGCCGAGACACGUUCGCGCCAUCUUGCCCGCGAGCGGGCCGAGGCCGAGGCGGCGGCGGGCGGCAGCGUGCCGGCGCAGGUGCAGCGCGGCUUCGAGGUGGGAGAGCACAUCAAGGACGCCUCGUCGCGCGCACCGACGCUCCCAGCCAAGUCGCCCGCGCCGUCGCAGCGCCAGCCGUUGGAGGCUGCGGCGCCCGAGGUGAUCGAGACACCAAUGCGACGCAAGUCGACCAAGCGCGUGGCUGCGCCAUCUGCAGCUGCGCCGAAGGCCGCCGAGUCUCCGCAGCGGCGAGCGGCGCCAAAGCCGGCAGCCGGCGGCGCCGGCAAGGGCCUGUUGCCAGGCGACGGCCCCCUGCCCAUGGACAUGUCGCUCCCGGCGGCGCUGCAGGAGAUGAUGAUCCGCUUCUACCGCUUCGAGCGCUACUCGGUGCCGCUCAUCCGCUCGCUCGAGACGCGGCUGCUCGACAUUGAGCGCGACGCGCAGCUGGCGAUCAACGGCGACGCCCAGAGCGCCAACUCGGCGCGCGACCGCGAGAUGGACCGCUGGGUCGGCCAGAUGACCAGCCUCAUGCGCCACGAGGUGGGACAGCUCAAAGCCGCUACGCACGAGAUCCGCGAGGGCCGCGAGCUGCUUGGUCAGGUUGUCAAGAACGGCGCUGAUGGGCCGCCGGGCAGCAGCUUCCGCCCGCGCGUCUUCAGCGGCGCCGACAGCAGUGCGCAGGCAAGCCCGAGCAGCACGCGCGCAGAGACGGGCCAGGUCAAGGCGCCGCCGCUGUCGCCGAUCAAGACGAAGAACCUGGAGGAAGACGACCGUGUGCCUGAGCUUGGCUCCGCACGCUCGCCGAUCACGGCCGAGCAAGCUGGCCACGCUGCGCGCACGAACAACAUCUCUUCGGCCUCGUUCCAGAGCGCUGUGCCGCGCGGCAACGCUGCUCCUGUCGACCCGCGCCUCGGACUGCCUGCUGGUGCCGCACCGGCGCUCGACAAAGACGAGGGCAAGAGCGCGCAUGGCAAGACUGCCUCAUCCAGCAGCGGAGCGCGGCGCGAGCGCAGCACGAGCCCCGGUGGCCGGCCGCGCUUCACGAGUGCGCUGGGCGAGCCGAUGCAGAGCGGACGCAUCUCGCCGCUGGAGCGGCGCUCGGCGAGCGACGAGGCUCCACUCGAGCCGCCGGCGCCCGGACGCUUCGCCAUGCCCGGCGCCGCUGCUGCUGCCGCUGGAGCGCGUGUCUCGGCUGCCAGCCCGGCGCCGAGCGACACUGCCUCGAACGCCAGCGGUAGCGUCUCGAUGCGCUCGAACAAACGCGGCCAGAGCGUCGAUGAGCGCCUCAAGGCACUUGUGGCCGACCGACAGAUGCGCACGCCGUCGCUGCAGAGCCAGUCUUCCAUCGUCGAGACGCUCGAGGGCGACGAGAGUACUGACGCAACGUCGAUGACCAGCACGCGCCUCGGCAACGACUACCCGCUGCAGGAGGCCAAGGAAGCCGAGCCGCAGCCCAUGCCGACGCCCAAGCGUGCGCUGGUGGCGCCGACGCGCUCGCACACGCAGCAGCCUUCGGACUCGUCGCAGGCGACCUUCGUGCCUGCUGGAGCUCCGCGGCGCAGCACGCUCAUGGCGCCCGCCGACACGGCGCCGUAUCUCGGGGGCCGCACAUCGCCUACGCCAUCGUCGCACUCGGCCCACUCGCCGAACGCACGCCGCUCUGUCAGCCCAGCGAACCUGGUUCCGGGCGCCAGCGCCAGCAUCAAGACGGCACCGCACGCCAGUCAGGGCCUCCGGGCGCGCGCUCAGAGCUACCUGCAGAAUGCCGACUCCUCGGGCGCCGCCGCGACGGAGAGCCCGCCUAGCAGUCCGAUUCCAGCCACCUCGUGGAUCUCGAGCCGCAGCGGCGUCUCGCCGUCCAAGCUCGCAGAGACGACGACCGCCUCGACGUCGCGCUCCGCAUCGCCCGACAAGCUGCGUCUGAAGAGCUCGAGCGGCGCAAUGAGCCGGCCUGCCAGCCAGUACGGCCUCAGCCAGCAGAGCCCGGGCACGGCGAGCAAGCCGAGCAGCCCGACCAAGACCGAGCCGCUGAGCAUCAAGAAGAGCGCCGGCUCGCUGCGCGCCCGCAGCGUCAACACGACGCAGGGCGCCGGCUCUGCCAUCAGCGUCGCACCCGCCAGCCCCGGCGCCGGCGCACGCAAGGGCGUGCCCGUGGGCAAGAGCCUGCGCGAGCGCGCCGCCUUCUUCGAGUCGGCCGCUUGAGCCGGCCGGCCCGCCUACUUACGAGACUUCCGACUUCUUCAUCUUGCCUGAUCUACUUACCUUGCGCCAUUGACCCUCAUGUCCGCGUCCUCAGAGCCGUGCUCCGUAUCAUCUGACAUUCAUUAUACAAAGCAGUCGUGAGAGGCGUCUGCGAGUCGCACUCGGGCGCGCAGAGCGGGAAUAG
Molecule: messenger RNA, 4163 nt
Organism: Tilletiopsis washingtonensis
Lineage: Eukaryota; Fungi; Basidiomycota; Exobasidiomycetes; Entylomatales
Exons: 2
Coding region: 104-3979 (1291 amino acids)
Source: RefSeq, a predicted model, not a curated record